AUGGAGCGGCGGCGCGCGCCCGCCGCCCCCCCCCGGUACGGGCGGCGCCGGUUCUGGGACGAGCUCUACCGGCGGGAGGGCGCCGAGACCCGCGAGUGGCUGGGGGGGCUCUCCCGGUUUCUCCCGCAGCUGGAGCCCGAGCUGCGCCCCGGUGAUCGCAUCCUCGUCCUCGGCUGUGGCAACAGCGCCCUGAGCCACGACCUGCACGAGCUGGGCUACACCGACGUCACCAGCAUCGACUUCUCGGCUGCCUGCAUCGCGGCCAUGCGCGCCCGCUACGCCCACUGCCCCGGCCUGCGCUGGGCUGUCAUGGACAUCCGUGCCCUCGCCUUCCCCGACGCCUCCUUCGACGUGGUGCUGGAGAAGGGCACCCUCGACGUGCUCCUGGUGGAGGAAACUGACCCCUGGCACGUCUCGCCCCAGGCAGCCGCUGCGAUGCGCCGGGUGCUGGCAGAGGUGAGCCGGGUGCUGCGCCCAGGGGGCUGCUUCAUCUCCAUCACCUUUGCCCAGCCCCACUUCCGCAAGCCCCACUAUGCCCAGGAGGACUUUGGCUGGUCCCUGCGCCACGCUGCCUGCGGGGAUGGGGACGCCGGAGCCUUCCACUAUUUCCUGUACGUGAUGCGCAAGGGGCAGCCCCUGGAGCCCCGGGAUGUGGCCUUGGGGCGCCGCCUGCACCAGCCCCCCCCGGCCCCCGCCCCGCCGCCGGCCCCCGCCCCCCCGGACGACGACGAGGACUAUCUCCUCGCCAUCCAGCUGUGA
Messenger RNA from Agelaius phoeniceus (red-winged blackbird), 759 nucleotides. It is a transcript of the gene EEF1AKMT4, whose product is annotated as EEF1A lysine methyltransferase 4. Lineage: Eukaryota; Metazoa; Chordata; Aves; Passeriformes; Icteridae. Gene Ontology annotation, molecular function: S-adenosylmethionine-dependent methyltransferase activity. The record is from RefSeq and is a predicted model, not a curated record.